GCGCGGGGGGUCCCCAGCCCCGAUGGGGGGUACCGGGAAAUGCCUGGUGUAGGCCUUGAACCAAGAGCCGCCGCCUCUCAGCCCCUCGGGCAGGGCGGGUGUAACCCCCCAGCCCCCGGGGAUGGGACACCAGUGCCCCCCCCCCGGGCGUUGGUCCUGGGGACACCUCGCACCCCGCCUUUCCCUGCAGCCCCCCGGCCCGCAGACGGCCCCAGGGGUUGGGGAACGGGCCCAGAAGCGGGGAGGGCCGGUGUGACUUUCUCCCCCAAGCUAUGGGGGUCCGUGGGGCGAGUAGCAGCCCUCACCUGCCCGCCCGUCACCUGGGGAGCCGCCACAUUUCAGGGGCUCCGGGGACAGCGGGAAGGGGGGACGCCAGCAGCAGGGCCCAUGCUGGUGGGUAGAGCCAUCCCGCUGGGUGCUCUAGGCCUGGGCUGGGGGCCGUGACACCCUGAAAAACGUCACCAAGUCGAACCCAGGGCCGAGGAAGGUGUGACGCUGCUGGGAGGGUGUGAACCUGGGUCCCAGCCCAUGAGAUCAGGCAGUGGGGCCAAAACCCACCACGCACCGGCUGCCCCCAUGGCUCAGCCUCCUGCCGCCUCCCCACUGUGGGGCAGCACCAGCUCCUGCCCCAGGAGGGGGCCAGCAGGCUCGGGGUGACUCUUGCCUCCAGCUCCACAGGGCUGAUGUCAGUCUCUCUCACAGCCUUAGGAGCAGAGAGGUGAUCUGGGACUAAAAUCCCCUCUUUUCUUCCCUUAGAUCACAGCGCAGACUGGCUCCUGGCCUCACCAAGCCAAACUGGAUUUCAACCGGUGAUCUGUAAGGGGGAGGCUUUGUGCCUGUGGCUCUUUCGGACCUAACUGGUGGUUUCUACCCUGUCUCGGAGGAGCAGCGAGUCCCGCGUGGGCACGUGCCCCUCGGCCAGCAUGACCAGUGAGGUAGUGGAGAACGAGUUUGAGUUUUACUCUAAGGCAGAGAAAUACUGGAAGGAUGUGCCCGCCACGGUGGACGGCAUGCUGGGGGGCUAUGGCCACAUCUCCAGCAUCGACAUCAACAGCUCCAGGAAGUUCCUGCAGAGGUUUCUGCGGGACGGUCCCAACCGGACAGGGACAACCCGUGCUCUGGACUGCGGGGCGGGCAUUGGCCGGAUCACCAAGCGGCUGCUGCUGCCCCUCUUCAAGACGGUGGACAUGGUGGACGUGACAGAGGACUUCCUCACCAAGGCCAAAAGCUACCUGGGAGAGGAGGGUAGGCGGGUGCGCAACUACUUCUGCUGCGGCCUCCAGGACUUCAGCCCCGAGCCCAACUCCUAUGAUGUCAUCUGGAUCCAGUGGGUCAUUGGACAUCUCACUGACAACCACCUCUCCGACUUCCUGAAGCGGUGCCGCGCUGGCCUGCGGCCCAACGGCAUCGUGGUCAUCAAGGACAACAUGGCUCAAGAGGGCGUGAUCAUGGAUGAUGUGGACAGCAGCGUCUGCCGGGACCUGGACGUGGUCCGGAAGAUCAUCCGCCGGGCUGGGCUGCACCUCCUGGCUGAGGAGCGCCAGGAGAACUUCCCUGACGAGAUCUACCACGUCUACACCUUCGCCAUGAGAUGAGGGCGGCGGGAGAAGGUCUCUCCAUGGCCAGCUCGGAGCACGGGCCAGCACGGUGGUUCCUGCCGGGGCCGGGAAGACCGUGCCUUCACCGUGGGGUGGCUGAUGGCAGCGAGGGUGUCACAACUCCCUCUUCUCCAGGGCUGGUGUCAAGGACGGGGCUUUGUCUUCCGAGUUGCUGCUGUUUGUGAAAAAGAGGUGUUUGCCAAAUACAUUUUCCUGCUGUUGCA
Messenger RNA from Athene cunicularia (burrowing owl), 1822 nucleotides. It is a transcript of the gene NTMT1, whose product is annotated as N-terminal Xaa-Pro-Lys N-methyltransferase 1. Gene Ontology annotation, molecular function: N-terminal protein N-methyltransferase activity. The transcript has 4 exons. Bases 924 to 1595 code for a protein of 223 amino acids. Gene Ontology annotation, cellular component: cytoplasm. Lineage: Eukaryota; Metazoa; Chordata; Aves; Strigiformes; Strigidae. The record is from RefSeq and is a predicted model, not a curated record.